Microcebus murinus (gray mouse lemur) is the source of this 10558-nucleotide messenger RNA. RefSeq names its product ADAMTS like 1 (gene ADAMTSL1). The record is from RefSeq and is a predicted model, not a curated record. Gene Ontology annotation, cellular component: extracellular matrix. NCBI's taxonomy places the organism in Eukaryota, Metazoa, Chordata, Mammalia, Primates, Cheirogaleidae. Gene Ontology annotation, biological process: extracellular matrix organization.
CCUGUGCCUAGGACAAGUCGUUGGGAUGUGGAGGGUCUUAGUCUCCAACAAGAAUCUAUGGAUUUUUAAGCAAACAAUAAACAAUCAACAAACUCAGACUCUAACAUUUGAGUCUGGUGUCAGACACAAGGGUCUGGAGUUGGAACCCUGCUAUGGAGAGACUCUAAGGAGGCGCCAUCUUCUCACAUGAGAACCAACAGUGCUCCCUUCUCCUGCCCGGCUUUGCCAACACUGCUUUGCUCUCCACUAGUCAGAGUGCAUCUCCAGUAAUGAAGCCUUCAUCAUCUAUGGCCAGUUUAUGGCAGCAUCUUCCUAGCUGGCCUCCCCUCUUUUGGACUUUUGUCACUUUUUUAACCAUACACUCAACUGCCUUAUUAAUUAACUUUCAAUUCCUGUUUUCUUCUUCUACCUCAUUUUUCAAGGAAUAGAAGCAGCUUGUGCUUUUCGAAUUGCAUCAAAGUAGGAAUAAAUUCAUCUGCUGCUUAAGUGUGAGACAUUGGGUAUAUCACUUAAUUUUCUUGGGCCUUAGUUCCUUCACACAUUUAAAAAUAAAAGUGUGGCUAUUGGACUAAAAGGUCAAAUUCUUUGUGGUUUGGAAUAGUAUGUGCUUGGGCUAGAGCUCCCUUCCAAUCUUGAAAUUCUGUUGCUGUCUCCCAUCCAGGGCCUGGUUCCUAUCCUAGUAGUGUACUCAUUGAGAUUCAGGAUUCUUGCAUGUUAAUUUGGUGUAAUCUGCACCUAUCUUAAAGGUUGUUUGAAGAUUUCAUUCAGUCAGUGUUGCCUAGCACUGCUUCCUUGGGCACCAUUUCUCUUCGUUCUUCCAGGCUGGUGCUGUAGGGCCCCUCUACCCCAACAUGUUAGGACCACCUCCCCACCAAGCACAGCUGUGCCUUUUUCUGCUCAACAUUGUGGCUCAAUCGUCCUAGCAAGACAAGCCAUUUGCAACCCUUCAUAGGAAUGCUGUCCUGUUUGUAGCCUCUGUGGUAUUUGUUUAUAUUUUUGUGUUUUUGUUCAUUUUUACAAUGAUUACCCUUUUUACCAAUUCAGGUUGAAAAUCUAGCCUAAAACCCCUUCAAAAAAGGAUCUCUAAAGAUUUUUGAUGUUUGAGCUUUAACUUUCUGGGAUUCUAAGCUCAAAGAUAGAUGUCCCCCCGUUCCACCCUGGGAACUCAAUAAAUACACACAUGAUGAGUAAAUAGAUGAAUUCUGGGAAGCAGCCUCCUUUACCAUAUGCAAGUACAAAACCCUUAUUCUGGGGACAAACGCUGGUAUUGGCGCAUAUGACAUUCAUUUCCUAUAGGCACUUCUGCCCUGACUUUGCCUCUCACUCUAUCAGCAGACAGUUUGUGUCUGGUCUGUUUACCCAAUUAAAAGGAUCCGCGUCUGUCUCUGUCGCUUGAUGGGCUACAGUGUUUAAGCACAGCGCUUGGCGAGGAGUAGGCAUUUAGGAAUAUGUGGAUUGAAUGAAUGGUUGCUAGGGAGUAUGGCGGCGUCUUGGCGUCUCAAUUUUAUGCUGGGCUCAUCCCAACGCGCGCACGUGGGAACUUCACAAAAGUUAUUUCACGAGCGCGGCGCCGCAUCCCCUUAUCUUACGGAGUUUACUGAAGUGGGGCCAGCUCCCGCCUCUUUUAGCUUUACUGCCAAGGCUGGAGAGGGGUGGAGUGGCCUGGAAGACGGCCGCAAGCAGGGCGGGGGGAUUUGCUUUCUUAUAAAGAUGCUUUGGGAGAAUGGCUCGAGCGCGCCAGGUUUCCAGGAAGAAAUGAGACCGGGUCGCGAUGGCGAAGAACUGCGACCGAGAGCUGUUUACCUGCUGAUACAGAGAAAGCCCGACAGCCUCCCGUGUAGUGAGAGCCUGGCCCAAACCGAGAAGGGGGCGCCCUAGCUUGCCCCCAGCAACCCAUCAGUGCAGGAAGACAACCGGGGAAGUCAGUUUCACCCAACACAUGUCUUGGGCUCCCUGGGCACAACGACGGCUCCUGGGGUCACGACCUCCCUAUUCAACAGUCGUGGGUCCUCGUCGCUUGGGACCCCAGCUCUCUUUUUCCUGAUCCAGGUUGCAAAACAAAUCAACUCCACAGGAAAAAUCUCCAAGAGCUCCUAGGGGACAGGUCCCCACGGACAAACACAUCAUAAAGUUCAAUUCUGUCCCAUUAUGUGGGCUCUCGAGUUUCUUAAUCAUUGCCCCCUCCCUACACGAACAAAACCGUCCCCAGCCCCAGGAGGGUCUUGUGAGGAUCCCGGGGCCGCAACCGCAAGUGGAGCUCCGAGCUCCAGGGAAAGCAAGCAGGGAAUGGCCCCUGGGACUCGUUCCCGGAAAGCGCCAGCGUCCGGGGAGAGCUUCUCCUUCUCCGAGGGCCGGCAGGGUGGCAUUCCAAAUGUGAGCAAGGUGGGCCGUGCGCGACUCUCCCUUUUAAAAAGAAUAAAUAAAUAGAAGGCAGCGCGCAGCCCCGCUCGGGUUUCCCGAAGUGCGCACUGCGGUCGCUGCCCGGGCGGCUGGGUGUCUGCGCUCCCCGCCUUCGCUGGGCUGACACAGGAGGGAGGAGCAGGAGCCGGAGGGGGUGCUGGGGGGGGGCCGAGCGCGAACCAUCCUGAGCCAAGACAAGCAGCACAUUCACAAAUAACGCCCCCACCCCCAGCGCACGCGCUCCCAUUCAAAGCAGCCCCGCUCCGCGGCCGCACUGCCACUCCGAAGACGCGCUGCCGGCCGCAGCGCUGCCCUGCCCCGCGGGGCGCACCUCGAGCCCGCACGCCGGCCGCCGCAGAGCCCCCAGUCCGCGGCUGCUACUUCCAGGAGGGUGUCUACGCCCAAGACUCCCGUUGGUCCCCGCCGGGGACCAUGGCAAGGCUAGAGGCGCCCGGGUGCCCGGGGUUCCUGGCCCGCCUCUUCGGUGGCACCUGGUGCCUGCUCUAUGUCGCCGGACAGGUAUGCGGAGACCAGAGCCAAGGGGCUGUUUUCCUGCGGGAAUUUACACUGAUUCGAAGAGAGAGCCUUCAUGAAGAUUUCCUGUCUGACCUCUUGAAUAGUCACAAAACUGAAGACUUGAGCUCCAGGACAGCACGCUCCGAGGAGGACCGGGACGGCCUAUGGGAUGCCUGGGGCCCGUGGAGCGAGUGCUCCCGCACGUGCGGUGGGGGGGCCUCCUACUCCCUGAGACGCUGCCUCAGCAGCAAGAGCUGUGAAGGAAGAAAUAUCCGAUAUAGAACAUGCAGCAAUGUGGACUGCCCACCAGAAUCAGGUGAUUUCCGAGCUCAGCAAUGCUCUGCUCAUAAUGAUGUCAAGCACCAUGGCCAGUUUUAUGAAUGGCUUCCUGUGUCUAAUGACCCCGACAACCCAUGUUCACUCAAGUGCCAAGCCAAAGGAACAGCCUUGGUUGUUGAACUAGCACCUAAGGUCUUAGAUGGAACUCGUUGCUAUACAGAAUCUUUGGAUAUGUGCAUCAGUGGUUUAUGCCAAAUUGUUGGCUGUGAUCACCAGCUGGGAAGCACCGUCAAGGAAGAUAACUGUGGGGUCUGCAAUGGAGACGGGUCCACCUGCCGACUGGUCCGAGGGCAGUAUAAAUCCCAGCUCUCCGCAACCAAAUUGGACGACACUGUGGUUGCUAUUCCCUAUGGAAGCAGACAUAUUCGCCUUGUCUUAAAAGGACCUGAUCACUUGUAUCUGGAAACCAAAACCCUCCAGGGGGCUAAAGGUGAAAACAGUCUCAGCUCUACAGGCACCUUUCUUGUGGACAAUUCUAGUGUGGACUUCCAGAAAUUUCCAGACAAAGAGAUACUGAGAAUGACUGGACCACUCACAGCAGAUUUCAUUGUCAAGAUCCGUAACUCGGGGCCCACGGACAGUACCGUCCAGUUCAUCUUCUAUCAGCCCAUCAUCCACCGAUGGAGGGAGACGGAUUUCUUUCCUUGCUCAGCAACCUGCGGAGGAGGUUACCAGCUGACAUCAGCUGAGUGUUACGAUCUCCGGAGCAACCGCGUGGUUGCCGAUCAGUACUGUCACUAUUACCCAGAGAACAUCAAACCCAAACCCAAGCUUCAGGAGUGCAACUUGGAUCCUUGUCCAGCCAGUGACGGAUACAAGCAGAUCAUGCCUUAUGACCUCUACCAUCCCCUUCCUCGGUGGGAGGCCACCCCGUGGACCGCGUGCUCCUCCUCGUGUGGGGGGGGCAUCCAGAGCCGGGCAGUUUCCUGUGUGGAGGAGGACAUCCAGGGGCAUGUCACUUCAGUGGAAGAGUGGAAAUGCAUGUACACCCCUAAGAUGCCCAUCGUGCAGCCCUGCAACAUUUUUGACUGCCCUAAAUGGCUGGCACAGGAGUGGUCUCCGUGCACAGUGACAUGUGGCCAGGGCCUCAGGUACCGUGUGGUCCUCUGCAUCGACCAUCGAGGAAUGCACACAGGAGGCUGUAGCCAGAAAACAAAGCCCCACAUCAAAGAGGAAUGCAUCAUACCCACUCCCUGCUAUAAACCCAAAGAGAAACUUCCAGUGGAGGCCAAGCUGCCUUGGUACAAACAAGCUCAGGAGCUAGAAGAAGGAGCUGCUGUGUCAGAAGAGCCUUCGUUCAUCCCAGAGGCCUGGUCGGCCUGCACGGUUACCUGUGGUGUGGGCACCCAGGUGCGAGUCGUCAGGUGCCAGGUGCUCCUGUCUUUCUCUCAGUCCGUGGCUGACCUGCCUGUGGACGAGUGUGAAGGGCCCAGGCCGGCCUCCCAGCGUGCCUGCUACGCGGGGCCGUGCAACGGGGACACCGCCGAGUUCAACCCCGACCACACAGACGAGCUCUUUGGUGGCCUGCCGGUUUUCGACGAGCUGUAUGACUGGGAGUACGAGGGCUUCACCAAGUGCUCCGAGUCCUGUGGAGGAGGUGUCCAGGAGGCUGUGGUGAGCUGCCUGAACAAACAGACUCGGGAGCCUGCUGAUGAGAACCUGUGCGUGACCAGCCGCCGGCCCCCGCAGCUCCUGAAAUCCUGCAAUUUGGACCCCUGCCCAGCAAGGUGGGAAAUUGGCAAGUGGAGUCUGUGUAGUCUCACCUGUGGGGUUGGCCUGCAGACCAGAGACGUCUUCUGCUCCCACCUCCUUUCCAGAGAGAUGAAUGAAACGGUAAUCCUAGCUGAUGAGCUGUGUCGCCAGCCCAAGCCCAGUACGGUGCAGGCUUGUAACCGCUUCAAUUGCCCCCCGGCCUGGUACCCUGUACAAUGGCAGCCGUGUUCCAGGACCUGUGGAGGGGGUGUUCAGAAACGUGAGGUUCUUUGCAAGCAGCGCAUGGCUGAUGGCAGCUUCCUGGAGCUCCCUGAGACCUUCUGUUCAGCCUCGAAACCGGCCUUCCAGCAAGCCUGCAAGAAAGAUGACUGCCCCAGCGAGUGGCUUCUCUCAGACUGGACAGAGUGUUCCACAAGCUGUGGGGAGGGAACCCAGACUCGAAGCGCCAUUUGCAGGAAAGUGCUGAAAACUGGAGUCUCCACGGUUGUCAAUUCCAGCCUGUGCCCGCCCCUGCCUUUCUCUUCCUCCAUCAGGCCCUGCAUGCUGGCAACCUGUGCAAGGCCCGGGCGGCCGUCCACCAAGCACAGCCCCCACAUCGCCGUGGUGCGGAAGGUCUACAUCCAGACGAGCAGGCAGAAGAAGCUGCACUUCGUGGUGGGGGGAUUCGCGUACCUGCUCCCCAAGACGGCGGUGGUGCUGCGGUGCCCCACGCGCCGGUUCCGCAAGCCGCUCAUCACCUGGGAGAAGGACGGCCAGCACCUGGUCAGCUCCGCGCACGUCACCGUGGCGCCCUUCGGCUACCUGAAGAUCCACCGCCUCAAGCCCUCGGACGCGGGCGUCUACACCUGCUCUGCCGGCCCGGCGCGGGAGCAGUUCGUGAUUAAGCUCAUGGGCGGCAACCGCAAGCUCGUGGCCCGGCCCUUAAGCCUGAGGAGUGAGGAGGAGGCCCUGGCGGCCAGGAAGGCCGGCCCGAAGGAGGCCCUGCAGGCGCACAAGCACCAGAACGGCAUCUUCGCCAACGGCAGCAAGGCGGAGAAGCGGGGCCUCGCCGGGGACCCGGGGAGCCGCUACGACGACCUCGUCUCCCGCCUGCUGGAGCAGGGGGGCUGGCCCGGCGAGCUGCUGGCCUCCUGGGAGGUGCAGGACUCCACCGAGAGGAACGCGUCCUCGGAGGAGGACCCGAGCGCCGAGCAGGCCCUCCUGCACCUGCCUUUCACCAUGGUGGCCGAGCAGAGGCGCCUGGACGACAUCCUCAGGAACCUCUCCCAGCAGCCCGAGGAGCUUCGCGACCUCUACAGCAAGCACCUGGUGGCCCAGCUGGCCCAGGAGAUCUUCCGCAGCCACCUCGAGCACCAGGACACGCUCCUCAAGCCCUCGGAGCGGAGGACUGCCCCCGUGGCCAUCCCCCCUCACAAGCACGUGUCUGGCUUCAGCUCCCUGCGGACCUCCUCGGCUGGGGAGGCCGGGGGCGGCUCUCGCCGGCCACACCGCAAGCCCACCAUCUUGCGGAAGAUCUCGGCUGCCCAGCAGCUCUCGGCCUCUGAGGUGGUCACCCACCUUGGGCAGACGGUGGCCCUGGCCAGCGGGACGCUGAGUGUGCUUCUCCACUGUGAGGCCGUAGGCCACCCGAGGCCGACCAUCAGCUGGGCCAGGAAUGGAGAGGAGGUUCAGUUCGGUGACAGGAUUCUUCUACAGCCAGAUGAUUCCUUACAGAUCUUGGCACCAGUGGAAGCUGAUGUGGGUUUCUACACUUGCAAUGCCACAAAUGCCUUGGGAUAUGACUCUGUCUCCAUUGCUGUCACGUUAGCAGGAAAGCCCCUAGUGAAAACAUCACGAAUGACGGUGCUCAACACAGAGAAGCCUGAGGUCACUGUUGACAUCGGAAGCACCAUCAAAACAGUGCAGGGAGUGAAUGUGACCAUUAACUGCCAAGUUGCAGGUGUGCCUGAAGCUGAAGUCACUUGGUUCAGGAAUAAAAGCAAACUGGGCUCCCCUCACCAUCUGCACGAGGGAUCCCUGCUGCUCACAAACGUGUCGUCCUCAGAUCAGGGCCUGUACUACUGCAGGGCGGCCAACCUUCACGGGGAGCUGACGGAGAGCACCCAGCUGCUGGUCCUCGAUCCCCCCCACGUCCCCACGCAGUUGGAAGACAUCAGGGCCUUGCUCUCAGCCACUGGACCGAACCUUCCUUCAGUGCUGACGUCUCCUCUGGGAACACAGCUGGUCCUGGAUCCUGGGAAUUCCGCUCUCCUUGGCUGCCCCAUCAAAGGUCACCCUACCCCCAACAUCACCUGGUUUCAUGAUGGUCAGCCAAUUGCCACUGCCACAGGACUGAUGCAUCAUAUCUUGGAAGCUGGACAGAUUCUUCAAGUUGCAAACCUCAGUGGUGGGUCUCAAGGAGAAUUCAGCUGCCUUGCGCAGAAUGAGGCAGGGAUGCUCAUGCAGAAGGCUUCUUUAGUGAUCCAAGAUUACUGGUGGUCUGUGGACAGACUGGCGACCUGCUCAGCCUCCUGUGGGAACAGGGGUGUGCAGCAGCCCCGCCUGAGGUGCCUGCUCAACAACACAGAGGUCAACCCGGCCCACUGCGCGGGGAAGGUGCGCCCCGCCGUGCUGCCCAUCGCCUGCAACCGGAGAGACUGCCCUGCCCGGUGGAUGGUGACCUCCUGGUCUGCCUGUACCCGAAGCUGCGGAGGUGGUGUCCAGACCCGCCGGGUGACCUGUCAGAAGCUGAAAGCCUCUGGUAUCUCCAGCCCUGUGUCCAGUGACGUGUGUACCCAGCUCGCCAAACGACCUGUGGACACCCAGGCCUGUAACCAACAGCUCUGUGUGGAGUGGGCCUUCUCCAGCUGGGGCCAGUGUAAUGGGCCUUGCAUUGGGCCUCGCCUAGCUGUGCAACACAGACAAGUCUUCUGCCAGACCCGGGAUGGCAUCACCUUACCGUCAGAGCAGUGCAGCGCCCUUCCGAGGCCUGUGAGCACCCAGAACUGCUGGUCAGAGGCCUGCAGCGUACACUGGAGGGUCAGCCUGUGGACCCUGUGCACAGCAACCUGCGGCAACUACGGCUUCCAGUCCCGGCGUGUGGAGUGUGUGCAUGCCCGCACCAACAAGGCAGUGCCUGAGCACCUGUGCUCCUGGGGCCCCCGGCCGGCCAACUGGCAGCGCUGCAACAUCACUCCAUGUGAAAACAUGGAGUGCAGAGACACCACCAGGUACUGCGAGAAGGUGAAACAGCUGAAACUCUGCCAACUCAGCCAGUUCAAAUCUCGCUGCUGUGGAACCUGCGGCAAAGCGUGAAGACGGCCCGGGGACGAACUCUACCCUGGCCGUGCGAGGCACUCGCGUACCCACCUUGGACAGAACUUAUACUUUCUUCAUUUAUUUAUUUAUUUCCCCCCUUCACCCCCACCCGCAAUCAGGAGGAUCUCUGCACGUUUCCCUUUUGGUUAGCCAGAGGGCAGAAUGGCAGGAAAGGUUAGCCGUCUACAGGAGGCUGCCGGGCGGGCAGCAGGGGCUCCCAAGCCUGCGUCUCAAAGAGACCGAGGAAGAGGCAGGGACUGCAGGGAGCCAGAGGGUUUGGAGAGUAUUGGUGCGAACAUUGUACAACCAACUGUGUCUUUCCUAGAAGCACGUUGUCAGUGGCCCCCUCUGCCGUGGUGAGGACAAGGGCAGAGGGGACCCUAUGCUGAGGCAGAAGUUGGCCCAGAACUCGGUUCUUCUAGUGGGGGGCGCAGAGAGACAAGAACUCAAAACAUGGAUAAGUAGACAGGAAGGAGGAAACAAUCAAAGUAAGUCUAAGGCACACAAUGAUGUGGAAAAUAAAGGAGGGAAGGGACAGAAGCAAAAAGAAGCCUGUGUCUGUGCCUCCGUGGGGAGGGAGGCGUGAGCAGGCAGGAGGGGCUUCCAGGCAGCCCUGUGAGGCUCUGACCCACCCCCGUGCAUGCUGGGGCGUGCUCAGAGCUCCACUGCCCCCCUCCGCAGCGUGCCUGCUGUGUGGUAGGAGAUGAGCUCUCCGUGGUGGAGGGAACGUCCCCUGCCCACGCAGCAAAGCCAGCCAGAGAUCCGUGUCUGGCUGUGCAGUAAGGCUGCCCCUGGCUCCUCUUCAUCAAGAUUCCCCUAGCCCUGACCUAACUGCUGCUGUGGGCCAGGGGCAUUGUGAGAUUGAGUUGGCCUGGCUUGCUGCCUCUAUGGCUCUGCUGUUCCAAAUCCAUGCGCCACAGCAUCUACCAGGUUGUAGCAACCACUUCAUUCCAGAGCUGGCCAGAGACCAGGGUGGGACAGUGGAUUCAUGCGUGCCCACAGCAUGCUCUGCCUCUCCCAGCUGUCACCCUGGGGUCUGCAGGCCCUCUCUUAGCACCAGGAGAGCUGCUGUGUGUAGUAUUUAUCCUAGUAGGUUAGGGCCAGGGUGGGGAGCUGGGGCAAUGCCCAAGGAUAGCUGAAGCUUAUAACACAGUCCUGGAUGGCUCUUCAACCUGUGCACCACACACAGCGAAAUCCUUUAUAAUAAUCAAUGUACACCCGCAUUGGUGAUCUAGUAAUUAAUUCAGCAGGCAAAGGCAUGCAAUGAGAUGAAAACUGGGACUCCUGGGCAAAUUGCUCCUGCAGCCCAGCCGGGCAGCUUUGGGCGAGUCGUUUUUGCCUCCUUCCUCUGUGUGGCCCUAGUCUAGUAGGCAGGGAAGGGUGGCCACAGUCACUCACCCCCUAGAUUAGCCUCCCCUCACGUACACACUCAUGAAAUGCCACUCGCCCUGGGGCUACCACUGACGCCAGCCAGCCUGGAAGUAAAAUUUGGGAGGAACACAAUAUUAACCUGUGUCCUCCCUGGGUGAGCUGUGGACAGGUAGUUUGGGUUUCUCUCUUCCUCACCCUGAAAUAGGCUCUAAGAAAUCAUGUUACUAAAAAUCAGUGUAAUGUUUAUUUAAAAUAAAAGAGAUUGUUUUCUAUGUAUAUCUUUUGUGAAUAUUUAUUAGGAUUUCUUGUAUAAAAAAGUGCAAUAUUAAUAAUUGUACAUUGUCAUCCAGAAAAAAAUAUUUGGGGGGACUUUUUAUUAACUUCCUACAGUUGUGUUCCUGUAAACUCAGUGGUGAUUAUUGUAUUUUUCCUAUUUUUAAUAGAACCCAGUGUUUAACUCUGGAGCCAUUCACUGUGUGCAGAAUACAUUGUAAAAACUAACAUGGGAUGCCGGGGCAGUAAGAGGGGAUGCAUUUGUGACAAUAGUUAUGCAUGGAAUGAUGAGGACAACUUCCAUAAUACUACUAAUGUGGCUGAUUAUUUCUAGUUCAAUAGCUAUUGAUAAAGUCUGUGGCCAAUAUUUACAUUUCCUAAUGGCAUCCUCCAGCUCUGCCACAUGCCAGGCUGGCGCCGUUGGCAGUGGGUGUCAGAGCGAGCUGGAGGGCCUAGGUUUGAGGCAGAAAGCGGCAUGGCUCCUUGCAUGAGAUGAAUGUACAUUUAAUGUUUGUUCUGUGAAUUGCGACUCAGCGGCACCGCAGGAUUGUUAGGGCUGCUGGAUAAUGUGGAAGGAGACAGUUCCUCCUCUAAAACACAUAACUGUAUUUGUAUUUUUUGUACAGAUAAUACAGCUUAUUUAUUUAAA